UUAUUUCUCACAAAAAUAACAAAAUUAAAAUGAAUUAUAAUCAUUCAUUUGAUGUAUCAGCUGAGUUGGGCCAUUUAUUACAAUCCAGCGAAGACUUUGAUGUAAGAAUAACUGUUGGUAAAGACCUAGAUAUUAAGGAAUUUGGUGCACAUUCAAUUAUUUUGCGUGCUAGGUCAGAAUAUUUUCAAAAAGUUCUUUCAAGACAUUGGGCACCAUCUGAUGAAUUCGAACUUCAUAAAUUAACUGAAUGUGCUCAAGAGCACAUAAUAAAAUAUCAUUCAUCAUGGAUAUCUUCUAAUCUCUUAACAUCACUUCAUAUUUUAGAUCAUGACCCUAAAAACUGGAAUGGUCAGGAUCUUGAAGCAUUUAAUGAAUGUGUUUCUCGUUGUAUUCCAUUAAUUAGAUUCUGUCAAAUAUCAAGCAAUGAUUAUUAUCUUAAAGUUCGAAAAGGAUUUAAAAAGAUUAUUCCUGAACAUAUCGACGAACUAGUUCUACAAUAUCAUCUGAAUCCUGGUACUAUUGAUAAGUCUCAAAUUCCUCCACCAAGAGCUCUUAGUAUCACUCUAGAUUCAAAAAAUUCUAAUAGAAGGAUGAGAAAAGCUCUCUGUGAAGUACCAUACGUUGAUGAAAAUCGUAAAACAUUGGAUAGUUUUAUUUUUUCUUUGAAGCUAUCUUAG
Molecule: messenger RNA, 677 nt
Organism: Scutellospora calospora
Lineage: Eukaryota; Fungi; Glomeromycota; Glomeromycetes; Diversisporales; Gigasporaceae
Source: the annotation of a GenBank genome assembly